Acanthamoeba castellanii str. Neff is the source of this 1113-nucleotide messenger RNA. Its product is annotated as lipase/esterase, putative. Gene Ontology annotation, molecular function: hydrolase activity. Lineage: Eukaryota; Discosea; Longamoebia; Acanthamoebidae. Bases 1 to 1113 code for a protein of 370 amino acids. The transcript has 11 exons. The record is from RefSeq and is a predicted model, not a curated record.
AUGAAGAAGGCGCUGCUGGUGCCGCUGGUCGUGGUGGCCUUGGCCGUUGGCCUCACCGCCUUCCACGCCAACUUCAUCUCCCAAGACCGCGUGGACUGGCGCAUCAAGUACCUGAUGGACCCGGCGGUGCGGCUGGUCUUCCGCGCGGCGGGCAUGGACAAGGACGAGGGCCGCUUCGACCGCGCGGCCUUUCAGCGCUUCAUGCUCUCCCACGAACCCACGACCGGAGGCGAGUUUGUGGACGGCGUGCGGAGCGAGGAUCUGCUGGUGCCUCCGCACGAGUACCCGCCCAACCCUCAUCCCCUCCUGGCCGACGUGGCCUCGCCUGCUCCCGCCGCAGUGUCCGUGCGUGUGUUUGAGCCGAAGUUGGAGAAGAAUGAGUCUCUUCCGGUCAUGAUCUACAUUCACGGCGGUGGAUUCACGCUGGGCACCGGGAAGGACUGGGCCAUGAACCACGUCGCCACGCGCUUCGCUCGUGAGGGCAAGAUGGUCGUGGUGUCCGUGGACUAUCGCCUCGCCCCCGAGCAUCCGUUCCCCGCCGCCAUUGAGGAUUGCUACUCGGUGCUGCAGUGGGUUGCGCGUCACGGGGACGGACACCCAGCGCUGGCCAAGGCCGACCUCGAAGAUCAUCACCGCAGCGCGGGCGGGAACCUCGCCGCUGUGCUGAGCCUGAUGGCCGUCGAGCGGAAUGCCCCGGUGCGUGUGGCCUACCAGCUGCUCAUCUACCCGACCUGCAUGGCGCCGCCCACCCCGUCCGCGAUUGAGUUUGCCGAUGCGUAUAUUCUGCCGAAGUGGUCGAGCAAGUUCUUCAAGUCGCAGUACCUUCUGGGCCACGACCACGCCAUUACGGCCCAUCACUACCUUAACCCGACCAAGGCUUCGUUCCUCGACCAAUCGCCGCACACCCACAUCGUCGUUGCCGAACUGGACCCUUUGCGCGAUGAAGGCAAGGAUCUUGGCGAGCAGCUGAAGGCGGCGGGCGUCGACUGCGAGGUGACGCAGUACAACGACACCGUGCACGGGUUCGUCGGCUUCUGGUUCCUGCCUGAGUCGGAGGCCUUCUUCGUUCACGCGAUCCCGCGCAUGCUCCACCACCUCCACCGCGAGGCCUGA